AUGAAACCAGAUAAAUUUCAUCUUUGGAUGUCUACUACAAGUUUCAAAAUCAUAAGCAAUAAUGGCAUCAAUAGAACAAUAGAGAACCCUGGUCUAUUAGAAAACACAAGUACAAAAUUUAUGAAUAUAUCCUUAGCUAUGCUAUAAAGAGAAUAAUAGAAAAUAUGA
This is a messenger RNA of Paramecium primaurelia, 168 nucleotides long. Lineage: Eukaryota; Ciliophora; Oligohymenophorea; Peniculida; Parameciidae. The record is from the annotation of a GenBank genome assembly.